This is a messenger RNA of Cloeon dipterum, 1861 nucleotides long. RefSeq lists its product as uncharacterized. Gene Ontology annotation, molecular function: odorant binding. The transcript has 16 exons. The coding region runs from base 1 to 1848 and encodes 615 amino acids. The record is from RefSeq and is a predicted model, not a curated record. Lineage: Eukaryota; Metazoa; Arthropoda; Insecta; Ephemeroptera; Baetidae.
AUGAGUUGGGAGGCGAGCUGGCGUCAGUGCUGCGCUUUGGGAAUGCAGACUCUCAAAAUUGACGAUACAGAGGAGCAAGCAGGCCUCACAAACAUGACAGUCGUUUUUAAAGACGACUGGAAAGCGAAUUUCAACUACUGGACCAGCGGUAAGUGGAAAGGGGCUCCGGUUGGCGAGUGGUCGUGGUGCGAGCCCCACGGGCCCACCAUCCUCGACCAGGGUCUAACGUGGGAAAGCGGCCAACCAGACAACAAGAAUGGAAACGAAAGCUGCAUCCACUUCCGCUUUGUUUUGAACUCGACUGUUACUAUCCUGACGGACCGAAAUUGCGCCAGAAAAUACAUCUACGCCUGCAAGAUGCCCAUUUUGAUAACUCCAAAACCAUGCGUAGCUUCGUGCCCAAAAAAGCCGUGUCAGCGAAACCUCACCCUGUUUGGCCCUGAAAAUCAACUGCUCAAUUAUCCCUAUUACGGUGAUUGGUUUAACGGAUGCGGACGCCAUUUCUUGUUCUACGAUAUGACUAGAUUGGAUUGGGGCAGUGCAUCGGACCUUUGCUGCAGUUUGGGUUUGACCCUGACCUCCUUGGAGUCCAAAGAUAAAACAAAAUGCUUUUCUAAACUUGUCACAAGAUAUGCCCGCUUUACUGUUGGCGACUACUGGCUUUCUGGAACCGACCUAGGUUGCGAUUCGAACUUUCGUUGGUGCUCUCUGGGCCGUGAUUUCAUCGACCCUGAGAUCAGGUGGAAGCAGGGACACCCGAAGGCAGGACUGGACUGCGUUUACGUCGAGGCAAGAAACGGAUCGGUGGUGUUAGCCACCGCGAAUUGCGAUGAACAGAAGCAGUUCGUUUGUGAAGUGCGCAAAAAGGGCACCAGCCAGGUCGCUUUGCAGAACGAAUGCCUUGAAACCUGGCAAAUCACUGAUGCUCAACUUGCUUUGCUUACUAACGCCGCUGCAUUUCUGACUGCGAACAUUUCUAUCGAACUGAAGUGCUUUUUGAAAUGCAUUGGAGUCAACUUUGGAUUGUUUGCUGUCGGAGUAUUCAAUUCCAUCGCCAUGUUGCGACAAGUGGAACUCGCGUCCAUGGAGGAGCCUGAGAAAAUGGAGCAGGGAUUCGUUGCUUUCGACGAGUGCAGUGGAAAAAAUGCGGACGAUGAGUGCGUGACUGCGUACGAAACUUACAAAUGCGGCUUGGAGAAGACUCCAGACUUGGUUGCGAACAUGGUUUCGAAUAACCUAGGCAGCGGUCCUGUGAUUUACCCUCCUACUCCAUGCAUUCCGAUUCGCAGGACUUGUUGGCUCUCGAAUAAUUUUCCAUGCGUUAGAAAUCAAUCAGCUAUCGAUUUACUGAACAGCCAGGGCAGUGACGACAUAGGGAUCAAGACGACCAUUACAGGCAAGACUUAUUACUAUGGAAUUUACGACCUUACUUAUGGAUCCCACAACCCUGUGACGGCAUUCAAACGGUGCUGUGAACUCGGCAUGAGGCUUUACGAGCCUCAGACGCUUGCAGAUUAUAUUAACGCUAGGGACAAAAUAACCGGGAGUACCGGUGUACCCCAACUGAUACUUGGAGAGACGGAGUUCAUCAACAGGACGCACGAGGUGUGGUGUCGCAGCCGCACCCUGCUCACCGACGACAUGCUCAGCCCUGAUCCGGCCCGCAGGUAUCCCUGCAUCGAGUCGAUCGUCAGCGUUUUCGAAUAUAGAGGUGCAGGAACAAUCCAAAUGUUUUCAAGAUCGGAUGAACGGGACUUACUGGACAUUCACGACUACUACAUUAAUCCGCUAAAGUAUCCGAAUAAACACUAUCAUUUUCAGAGCUUUAUUUGUGAACCAAUGGAUUAAAAUAUGGAAAAAG